UUCAGCUUGCACGAAAUAAAUGAAGUUUCUCUCCAAAUUUUUCGAAAAUUCUGGAAGAUAAGAAAUAAAAUUUGAAUAGCAUUGUGCUAGAAAGAAUCUGCUUUAUAUAUAAAACACGAUGGACAAACCAACGAUUAUCGUACAUGUCCAGAAAUCUGUAAAUUAUACCCUAUUUGAUUGCAAGUGGAUUCCAGUCAGUCCCAAGUUUGUGUUGUUGGGACAGUACCCUAAAGACACUGGAGCAUUGCAGGUCUUCGAGGUCUCCCAUGGAGAAUUGAAGCUCGUGAAGGAGGCAGAGAAGCAAACCAGUUUCAAAUGUGGUACAUUUGGAGCAUCUAGUCUACAACAACGCUAUCUGGCUACUGGUGAUUUCAAAGGCAAUCUGAAUAUAUGGAACUUGGAGGACACAGGUUUACCAGUAUACAAAGUGAAGGCACACAAAGAAAUAGUAAACUGCAUUGAUGGGGUCGGUGGUUUAGGAAUCGGGGAAGGAGCUCCAGAGAUCGCUACAGGAAGCAGAGAUGGCAGUGUAAAGGUGUGGGAUCCAAGGCAAAAAGAUGACCCUGUUGCAACCAUGGCUCCAGGGGAAGGAGAGGCUAAACGAGACUGUUGGGCAGUGGCAUUUGGUCAUGCGUACAAUGUACACGAUCGCUGCCUUUGUGCUGGGUAUGAUAAUGGUGAUGUCAAGCUAUUCGAUUUGCGCAAAAUGAAAAUGAGAUGGGAAACGAACCUCAAAAAUGGUGUGUGUGGGGUUGAGUUCGACCGAAAAGACAUUGACAUGAACAAGUUAGUAGCUGCAACCCUUGAAUCAAAAUUCCACGUGUUUGAUCUUCGGACACAACACCCAGAGAAAGGAUUUGCAUCAGUGUCAGAAAAGGCUCAUAAAAGUACAGUCUGGGGUGCCAAACAUCUUCCUCAAAACAGAGAUGUGUUCAUGACGUUGGGUGGAAAUGGUUCUCUGGCUUUAUGGAAAUAUGAAUAUCCGGCAAAGCGUGUUGUCAAAGACAAGGAAGACCGAGAGAUGGGUGCAGCGGGAACAAUCAACUUCGUGCAAAACAUGACAUUAUCGACACAACCUAUCAAUUCGUUUGACUGGAGUCCUGAUAAACUUGGCUUGGCCGUGUGUACGUCAUUCGAUCAGCAAGUCAGGGUCCUGCUCACAACACGAUUGAACACUUUGUAAUUUUCAUUCCGUCCACAGGAACUUUGAGAUUAUCAGAAUAAUGACACCAUUUUCUCCUGGAGAAGUUUAAAGAGAAUCUCAUACUGUUAUCUGUCAAAAAAAUUUGAUUUUCGUGUAUUGUAAUUGUUUGCAAUUUUUGCAAAAAUAAAAUGCCUGCGAAAAUUUGGCAUUGUACAGUAUUGCUGCAGAUCUUUUUCAAAAGGACUGUUGACAAAAUUCGGUUUUUGGUUAAUCAUCGGAGCUUGGUAAGAUUCAUGCUGGAAGUGAUUUAGAAACAUUGGGUGUCAUUCUGCAGAGUCUGGAUUCUGGAUUCUAAAUUAUUUCAUGUUACAAAAUAUAUGAUACAGUUCUCCAUAAACUUGUGAUACUCAUUAUAAGAUCAUAUCAUUACCACAACUCUCCAUUUUCAAAGAAUAGAGAAUUUGUUCUUUCGAAUUGAUUUUCUGCUCUGUGUUAAUAUAUCUUUCAGUUUUGUUUUUA
Messenger RNA from Lineus longissimus, 1663 nucleotides. Its product is annotated as dynein axonemal assembly factor 10-like. Lineage: Eukaryota; Metazoa; Nemertea; Pilidiophora; Heteronemertea; Lineidae. Bases 119 to 1183 code for a protein of 354 amino acids. Gene Ontology annotation, molecular function: ubiquitin binding. The transcript is spliced from 8 exons. The record is from RefSeq and is a predicted model, not a curated record.